Messenger RNA from Closterium sp. Naga37s-1, 2808 nucleotides. Lineage: Eukaryota; Viridiplantae; Streptophyta; Zygnematophyceae; Desmidiales; Closteriaceae. The record is from the annotation of a GenBank genome assembly.
AUGGACGGCCGGCCGAGCGUGAAGCUACACUACCAUCAGCAGCACCGCCGCCAGUCCCCCCACGUAGAUCAUCCGUUGCAUAGCCCUAGUAAGACCCGCCCCAGACGCUACCUCCCCCGGAUGUGCCUGUUCCUCUCCUCCGCGCUCUCCUCGAGCCGCCUUCUUCUGUUCCUCGCGGUCGGCGUCGCGUGUGUGUUUCUGUACUCCGUGCUCGACAUAAGAUUAGAUGGCGGCGCGACCGGGAACGGGGAAGGAGGUUCAGGUUUUGGUUCGGCAGCUGGAGAAUUCUCCAUUAGGUUCGGCAGCAGCCGCGGAAGCAGUGGAAGCGUGGGGGGAUCCGCGGAGGAAUCGGCGGGAAAGGCUUUUUGGGGGGAUUCGAGUCGAGCCGCGGCGGCAAUCGACGAUCUGCUCGUUGCGGCAAUGCGCAAAUCACGCUGGCGGGAUUUGGGAGAAUCCGCGGAGCAGCUGCUGUGGUCUUCCCCCGAUCAGGGGAUCAGGGGAAGCCUGAUCGGUGGCGGGAAGGGCGGAGGCGGAGCGGGGAGCGCGGGGAGCAGCAGCGGGGGAGAGAGCCUGGCGGAACGGCGGAGGCUGAUGCGGUUGGGGUAUGAUGGGGGAGAAGGGGUGGUAGCGGGGGAGGAUGGCGGAAAACUGGACCAAUCAGGAGCCGCCAGCGCGAGAACCUUGCCCGCGUCUCUGAUUGGCUCCGGGAACCAGGGCUUACAGGGGAAUGCUGACGUGGACCGUGCUCUAAACGAGCGGCUGGCUCGCGAUGUGACUAUAGUGAUCAGCGCAAAGCACUCUUUCGGAACAGCAGCCGCGCAGCUGGACGCAAUUCUUGCGACCACUCCCCCCUGCCCCGUGAUCUACAUGAUCCCCGGCGCAAUGGACGCGCGCACGCGCGCGCACGUCAGGCGCAGGCAAGCGGAGGGCGCACGUGGGAUGUGGGGUGGCUGGGGCGGCGGAGGGGGAGGUGCAGGCGUGGGGGGAACAGCGGGCGGCGGAUUAGGAUUCGCUGAGAAGCAUCCUGAAGGGGUGAUUUUCCUGCCGUUUAUUUGGGAGUGGGGGGGGGAUGCGGGGGGCGGGGGGGCGAAGCUCAGGGCAGGGGGGCUCAGCAGAGGGGCGGGCGCAGAGGGAGGGGCGGGGGGAAGGGGGAGAGGGGCAGUGACGUAUGGUGGUGCGACGAAUCUGCGUGGUAGGCUCGGUGCCGGUGCUACUGCAGGUGCGGUCACUGGUGCUGCCGCUGCUGGUGUGGCUGCUGGUGCUGCUGCUAGUGGUGGUGGUGGUGCUGGGGGGAGCAGCAUGGGCAGUGGAUCAGUGGCGAAGCAAGAGGGCCUUAAAGCCCAUGCAGCAUUCGCCUCAGACAUGCUAUUUGAUGACUAUAGCAACGACGGGAAGCUCUACCCUCAGCCAAUAGAAGACGUCCACGUGGCAGGCACCAGGGAUCCGAGCCUGCUGGACCCUCGGGAAUCUCCGUCUAUAGUAGUGUACCACCACCCGUCUUCCAGCGUGGGAGCGCGGGAUUUGAUCUACUUUGCGCGGCAGAGCGGCGCUGACGUGUGUUCAGCCAAUCAGGUGUUUCUGCGGCACAAGUGGGGGAUUAUAACGGGGCAGCAGUGUAGAGGGUUCGUGGACGCCACUUUAAGGGGCCACGUGUGGACAACAGAGGGCCAGGAGGGGGAUGGCGAAGGGUGGGAGGUGAACGGUGUAGGUGCUUCAGGUAUUGCUGCUGCUGGUGCUGGUGGUGGUGGUGGUGGUGGUGGGGAGGAGGGUAGUGAAGGGAAAGGGGGAGUCGAGGCAGGUGGAAAGGGUGCUAGCCUUUACAGCAGCACCAGCAGCAGCAGCAGCGCCACUCCUACCGCCCGUUUUCUCAUUCCCAAGAGCCAAUCAGAGCAGGCUCAGCUCGUGCUCGCCUUCUUCUCAUUGGUCGGUUUCAACCGCUUCCAGAUGCGCAAUCUGCCAGCCUGGCAACCUCUGCCGCCCGCGCCGCCCGCCGUCUGCCACGUCAGGGACAGGACGCUGUGUCAGAUCCCGAUUCCCUGGAUGGCUGUUGCCGCCCGGUUCAUUCCGUUUGUGGACCGACUGGCAACGCUGCCAGAUGCUUUGGCAGAAAAUGCCAAAACUGUCGCCUCCGCCGCCGCUGCCGCUGCUACUGCUACCGGUGGUGCUGGUGGUGGUGGGAAGGGAGUGGUUCUAUCUAGCACUGGGAAUGGUAGUACUGGUGGUGCUGCCGAGGCUGAGGUUCGGGGAGAGCCGGAGCUGUGGUUCGGCCGAGCCGAGGAGUACCCGAGCCUGCGGGUGAAUCGGGUGGAGGAUCUCUGGCGGGCGGCAUCGCUACGGGACGGACAACUGUUCAUGAUUCGGCACGGAGUGGUCAAGCACGGCGAGAAGCAUCCAGGAAGGCGCGCACCGGAAUUACCCUUUUUAAUGAGGCUAUACCAUCCGUUUCUGCUGGUGGAAUUGGAAAUGCAGGUGUUUUCUGGUGCAGGUGGGGAGGGGUUGGGUGGUGGUGGGGGGAAGGGGGAGGAGGAGAACGGGUGGUGGAUGGAGGGGAGUGAGGGAGGGGUGGAGGAAGGAACGGGGUUGAGAGGGGGGCGGGACAGGAGUAAGAGGACGGGAGGGGCGGGGAAAACGGUGUUGGAAUCGAGUCUGUUUGAUGGGUUGUCUGUGCAUUUCGGACGGGUGCGAGAUGGGGUGGCGGGUCGGGGCCGUGCCCGACGCGUGGCGGCUGCUGCUGUGGGCGUGGCGGCCGCAGAGUGUGAGGACGGCUCAAGUCCUGCUGAUGAAUGCCGAUACUCCUGCCGUGGGUGA